AUGGUCGACGCCUUGCUGCCAGCCGACUGCUCGGACGAGCACCGCCGCCUCGCCGUCCGGCUCUCCUUCGAGCUCGGACAAGCUCACCUCUUCGAGGCGUGGCCGCCAGCGGGCCAGCGGGACGCGGACAAGACGCAGCUGCUUGCACAGCUCGCGACGCUGGAGGCCAACUACCCCGGCGGUUUGGCGGCUUACAUCGGCUCCGCCAGAGCGCUCCUCGGCCAAGCCGUGCGUGGCGAGAACGCGCUGGAAGGCUGGACUCCGUCGGUCCCCGACGACGGCGUCGACCUGCAGCCGGGCUCGCCAGAGUUUGCGGCGUUUGAGGAGCGAGGCCUUGCCGAGGCGGCGCAUUUGGCCUUCGCCGUGCCGGCGGGCGGGCUGGGCGAGCGGCUCGGCUUCAGCGGCGUCAAGUUUGCCCUUCCGUCCGAGGUGAGCACCGGCAGCUGCGUGCUGCGCGUCUACGCGUCGUAUAUCCUCGCCCUGCAGAGGCACGUCGAGCGCGCGGGCGGAGGGCCGUGCCGGCUGCCGCUGGCCGUGAUGGUGUCGGACGACACGGUGGCGGGCAUCCAGCGGCUGCUCGACGAGAACGGCUACUUUGGGCUCGAGCCCUCGCAGGUGACGCUGCUCAAGCAGGAGAAGGUCGCCGCGCUGGCCGACAGCGAGGCGCGGCUCGCGCUCAAGGGAGAGUACGAGGUCGCCACCAAGCCGCACGGCCACGGCGACAUCCACUUCCUCCUCCACUCCACCGGCACGGCGCAGCGCUGGGCGGCCGAGGGCAGGAGGUGGCUCUACUUUUUCCAGGACACAAACACGCUCUACUUUGCCCACCACCUCGCGACGCUCGGCGUCACCGCCGCGCGCGGCGCUGCGGUCAACAUGGUGUCGGUGCCGCGCAAGGCGAAGGAGGCGAUCGGCGCCGUGUGCAAGCUAACGCACGCCGACGGGCGGAGCGUGGUCUGCAACGUCGAGUACAACCAGCUCGAGCCUCUGCUCCUCGCGAGCGGACACGCGGCCGGCGACGUCAACGACGCGAGCAGCGGCUUCUCGCCGUACCCGGGCAGCAUCAACGGGCUGAUGUUCGACCUCGUCCAGUACGCGGCCACGCUCGCCGCCACGGGCGGCCGGAUCGACGAGUUCAUCAACCCCAAGUUCAGCGACGUGAGCCGCUCCGCCUUCAAGUCGCCGACGCGGCUCGAGUGCAUGAUGCAGGACUACGUCAAGACGGUCCCACCGGAGCAGACGGUGGCGUGGACGCGCUACCCGCUCGAGUUUGGGUACCACCCGUGCAAGAACGACAUCCUCUCCGCCGCGAGGCUCUCGGCGCAGGGCAUCCCGCCCGGCUGCGCCUCCACCUCGGAGAUGGCGGUCUACCACAUGCACGCCACGCAGCUGCGGCUGCUCGGCGCCGAGGUCGGCCCGCCGCAGCCGGCCUCCUACCGCGGCGUCGCGGUGGAGCGCGGCCCCGCCGUCGUCCUCGACGCGAGCUUCGCGCCGUGCUUCAGCCUGCUCGAGCCCAAGCUGCCGUCGCCGCAGCGGGUGCGGGUCAGCGCGCGGUCCGCGCUCGUCGUCUCGGGGCGCGACGUCGUCAUCGAAGCGCUCGAGCUCGACGGCGCGCUGGAGGUGACCGUCGAGGAGGGGGGCUCGCUGCGCGUGCUCGACCUGCGCGUGGCCAACCGGGGGUGGGAGUUUGUCGAGCACACCGACGAGGAGCAGGCCGUCGCCGAGGAGACGGCCGCCAUCCGAGGCUACCGGCUCGUCAAGCACGAGACGCGGCGCAUCCACGUGCGGGCGGGAGAGCACCUGCGGCUGUGA
Messenger RNA from Emiliania huxleyi CCMP1516, 1812 nucleotides. Its product is annotated as DP-N-acetylglucosamine pyrophosphorylase. Lineage: Eukaryota; Haptophyta; Isochrysidales; Noelaerhabdaceae. Gene Ontology annotation, molecular function: UDP-N-acetylglucosamine diphosphorylase activity. The record is from RefSeq and is a predicted model, not a curated record. The coding region runs from base 1 to 1812 and encodes 603 amino acids. The transcript is spliced from 2 exons. Gene Ontology annotation, biological process: UDP-N-acetylglucosamine biosynthetic process.